Leptomonas pyrrhocoris is the source of this 1059-nucleotide messenger RNA. RefSeq lists its product as hypothetical. The transcript has a single exon. The coding region runs from base 61 to 1059 and encodes 332 amino acids. NCBI's taxonomy places the organism in Eukaryota, Euglenozoa, Kinetoplastea, Trypanosomatida, Trypanosomatidae. The record is from RefSeq and is a predicted model, not a curated record.
AGCAAAGACUUCAACUCGACGAAGGCGUAGGCCGAAGUCUUCUCAUAGUUCUGUACGAAGAUGAAAGCGCCUUCUGCACCGUCUCUCGCGUCAAAAAAGGAUGGUCUUCUAUCGCAGUUCGAUGUGUACUGUGUGCGCAAGCCCAGGCCCACCCUGAACGACACUUCGAAGAGCCUACCGCUACUUCCUGAGCAGUCUUCGCUUCCGCUGACGUACAGGGAUGUGGUAGCAGAGCUGGAGAGCGACAAUUGGUCGUUUGCACCGUACCCGCGGUGCGACCGUGGCCAGCUGCUGCAGGUGCACGCCUACUGGGUGGCUGUGCCAAAGCGAUGCCAGGAGAAAAAGAUUUCGGCAGCUCAUUUGGAGAGGAUUGACGAUUCAUCGGACAUGGGCUCGUCGGUCGCAGGUGUGCAGGGGUUGGGUUGUGAGAACAACGUAGGCGCAAACCGCAAAGUAGCCGUGGAAGAUCUUUCUCAACCAGCGCGCCUGCCUUUUUCUUCCGCACUACCGCAACAAGGAGAGAACACCGCUUCGUCAACGCCGCGCUUCAGUUGUGUGGUGGGUGUAGUGUGGGUGCGCCUCUCCCCGAAAGCGCCGAGGCUGCGGACGCACCCUUCACACCACGAAAGCUCUACAGAGGCGGCAACGGCGCAAGCGACUGGGCAACGGCGAGUGGAAGGCUACCUGCAGGUGGUCCUUACACACCCCAACUAUCGCCGGCAGGGAAUGGCGUCGUGGCUGCUGCGGACGUGUCUGGCAGACACAACGACACCCGCGGCUGUGUUUGCAUCCCACACGGACAAUGGAGAGCACUACGCGAUUCAGCGUUGGCGCUUACACACACUGAUGGCGCCAACGAUAGCGUCAAAAGCGAAGCACCGCCGUCUCGAUGGACGACACAAUGAAAAUAUCAACGCAACGGAGAAAGACAGCGACGCUGCCAUUGUCAAGGCAACACUCUCCAUGUAUCGCCAGCUAUGCUUUACGGAGCGCCGUUUCCUGUACAAGUACUAUGGAGGACAGCAAGACGCCGUGGAACUCAUCAAAGAGUGCCCAUAG